UCAGCUCUCAGUCGUGUUUCCCCCGCACAUAUCUGCCUAGAGAUACUUACAGUGUUUCUUCAGGCGCAUGCAAAAGUUGCGUUAUGAUGUAAGAAAGUUGCAGCGGUCACGCAGCUCGCGCGACUGCUAAUGUGCAUUAGCUAGCGUGCUCGUCGCAAACAAGCCGUCUUACUCUUAAGUACAAAAGCGGGUUUUAUUCGCUGUUGACAGUCUGUAUACGAUGUCGUCGAUUUGAAGUGACACCAUGGGAAUGGCACAAGCGAUCAUACACACGAAGUGACCGUUUUUGUAUCGACCGCAUCCGUCGGAUUCGGCGGUAUCUGUAGGUUCGGUGACACUUUUGACAUUAGCGUCACUGUCAGCUCGUUUGUCGAUUUCGCGCGGGUUUUAUUCUUCUUUUCUUGUGUUUUGCAUUCGCAUGGCUGAGGGGUAACUUGCACUGGAGGUUUUUGUUUCUGUUGGAGGGGCGUUUACCGUGUUGAAGCUAGCAGAAGCUUUUUGACGGGUAGAUCACAGGCUGUCGGGAGUUUGACAAGCAGCUUGCGCUUAUGUAAUGCUGGCGAUUCCCCGCUUGACCUCAAAAGACGAAAAAACAGCGCGUAUUCAGAGUGCGGCGAAGUUUAUUUCAUGACACGAGUCGUAUGCGUCGUCGUUACGGCGCAUUUUUUUUUCCUGAGUUGUUUUUGCGCGUGUCGAAGCUGCAGCGCGUCUUUGUAAAAUCUAUUGACCAUGCGGGAAGUUCAACGAAAAGCUAUUGCGGACACCAUCUAAACGUUUAAACAGCUUUGGACUUGUAUAGAAAUGGAUUUCUCGUCAUAAAUCUUUUAAAGGAUUGAGAUAUGGAUCGUGGACUAAAACGCAGCAGUAACAAUGCUGAGAAUGUAACUUUUGGGGAUUGUAUUGAGAGAGGCAUUUUGCCUGAUAUCGGUGUCAAUGCGUCCGCUUUAAAUACGUCAAAAGAUUUCUCGAAUGGACUGAGAGGUAGUGACGCUCAAAGAAACCCCUCUAUGGCAGAUCCAUCCUUAAUGGGAUGUAACAUACAAGAACCAGAUGUUAAGGCGUUCAAACCUUUCAGAAUGCAGCCCCAGCAAAAGGUAAAAGAGCCUCUCAACAUUGGGGAGAACUUUUUGCUCUUGGACGAGACCAUUGCGGACUUAAAUCGUGGUUCUGGGAUCCAGACCCCUAACGCUUUUACUAUGAAAAUGGAGGAGCUUUCCCCCAUGGAGAAAGAUAGGCUGGACUUUCCACCCUAUGGCUAUCCAGAUAAGGAAGCGGAUGAUAAUGAGAGAGUGACUGGAGACAACACCAUUGACAUCCUAAAGGAUCUGGACUUACCUGACUCCCUGUCUGACCUGAAUGAGUUCUACGUUAAUGAUGAGGCUGCCUUUCUGUCCUCAUUGGCAGUGGAUGAUGGCUUGCUGGGAGAGAGCCACUUGCUAAAGGCUACCAGCCCUGUUGUCACUGGCAACAGUGCAGCCUGUGCAAAUGUGAACGGCAUGGGGAAACGGCAGCAGAUGGCGGAUGCCACUGUCAACAUGCCGGUUAUAAAGACAGAGAAAGACCCAGACUUUAUCCAGCUGUGUACACCGGGUGUCAUCAAACAGGAGAAUGAGAGGGGGAGCUACUGUCAGAUGUCUGGGAUGAGUUUGGGAGAUAUGGGCGGACAGGAAUACCACUACGGAGCCAACACCGCCUCAGCUGUGAGUUUACCAGAUCAGAAACCUCUUUUUGGCCUGUUUCCUCCCCUGCCUACAUUAAGUGAUGGCUGGGUUCGAGGAAAUGGAUAUGGAGAUCCGUCUGGGAUGCAGAGAGCCAAUGAGACAGUACUUCCGUCCACCUAUCCGUACAGCAGCUCUUUGGCCAGGCCUGAAGUGAGCAGCUCCAGUCCAUCAGGAUCAGUCAAGCCCGGUGGAAAUACCCAUAAGAUAUGCCUGGUGUGCUCUGAUGAGGCCUCUGGAUGUCAUUAUGGGGUGCUCACCUGUGGCAGCUGCAAGGUUUUCUUCAAAAGAGCCGUGGAGGGAUGGAGAGCACGACAAAACACAGAUGGGCAGCACAACUAUCUCUGCGCAGGAAGGAACGAUUGCACCAUUGACAAGAUAAGAAGGAAAAACUGCCCGGCAUGCCGCUUUCGCAAGUGUCUUCAGGCCGGCAUGAACUUGGAAGCUCGGAAAAAGAAGAAACUGAUGCGAUUACAGGGUCAUUCAUCCUCAAGUGAGCAGGCCCCGGCUCUGCCUGAUGAGCGCAUGUGUUCGCUGGUGCCCAAAGCCAUGCCCCAGCUGGUGCCCACCAUGCUGUCCCUGCUCAAAGCCAUUGAGCCUGAGAUCAUUUACGCGGGUUACGACAGCACCAUCCCAGACACCUCCACCCGCCUCAUGACGACACUUAACCGUCUGGGAGGCCGCCAGGUUGUUUCUGCCGUCAAGUGGGCCAAAGCUCUUCCUGGCUUCAGAAACCUGCACCUGGAUGACCAGAUGACGCUCCUGCAGUGCUCCUGGCUCUUCCUCAUGUCCUUCGGCUUGGGCUGGAGAUCCUACCAACAGUGUAACGGAGGCAUGCUGUGUUUCGCUCCAGACCUUGUCAUCAAUGAGGAGAGGAUGAAACUACCCUACAUGAGUGACCAGUGUAACCAGAUGCUGAAGAUCGCCAAUGAGCUGGUCAAGCUGCAGGUGUCCUACGACGAGUAUCUCUGCAUGAAAGUGCUCCUGCUCCUCAGCACAGUACCAAAGGACGGUCUUAAAAGUCAAGCUGUGUUUGAUGAAAUCCGCAUGUCGUACAUCAAGGAGCUGGGCAAAGCCAUUGUUAAACGCGAGGAGAACUCCAGCCAGAACUGGCAGAGGUUCUACCAGCUCACCAAGCUAUUGGACUCAAUGCAGGAGAUGGUGGAGGAGCUUCUCAACUUCUGUUUCUACACAUUUGUGAAUAAGUCUCUCAGCGUGGAGUUUCCUGAGAUGUUGGCGGAGAUCAUCAGCCAUCAGCUACCAAAAUUUAAAGACGGGAGUGUCAAGCCUCUUCUGUUCCAUCAGAAAUGACUGCCUUAGAUCAUAACAAUGCCUUAACGCCACCGUUUUCUUACCAGCUCAAAUCCAAUCUGCCCAUUUUCCCCAAACAUCCUGUAUGAACUGAGGGAUAGAGUCGCUUCUGCUUGAUUCUCAGAGGGAAGAGGGGACGUUUGCUCUUCAGAAAUGUUCGUGGAGCAGGACAAAGUUGUGUACUUGGAGCAGACAGAAAGUGACUUUGAGAAUUGAGAACAUUUUUUUGUGAUAUUUUCUCUUUUUUCGCAUGUACACUGCUGAAAUGUUUACAAAGGUAUAUCAAAAAAGGAAAAUGUGCCUUUUUUGCGCUUUGCGAAUCAGUUUUGAACAUUUCUCAGGCUAACGCAAUGACUUGGCGUACAGAAUUUCUGUAGGUGAUUCACAUUCAUCUGCCCUUGUCUAAACCUGCCGUGAUGGUUCACUGUAGGUGGCAGCUCAACGCUCCCAAGAGGUGCUCCAAAUUCUGAAGCUACUGAUGAAACAUUAGACCAUAUAAUGUAUUUUUAAAGUCUCAUCGAAUCUCCAAAUCAUCAAACAAUUUUGCAUGAAUAUUCCACAAUAUAAUUCAAUUCAAAUCAAGAUCUGUUCCAUGACUGACAGCAAAAUACUACACAUGAUGGCAAGUCAUGAAAUCAAUGAAUUUGUCAGAUUUCCAUCCAUUCUGGUCACAUUGAGAUUAGCAUAUCCCAGCAUUCCCCUCCUGUCAACUGCAGUGUGUUCAUGUCAUUUGGUGAAUGUUUGCGCGUGUUUAAAGUUGCACAUCCACCAGCAUCUCAGACUUUUUUACUUUCUGUCAUCCUGUUUUUAGUU
Messenger RNA from Carassius carassius (crucian carp), 3842 nucleotides. RefSeq names its product glucocorticoid receptor-like. Lineage: Eukaryota; Metazoa; Chordata; Actinopteri; Cypriniformes; Cyprinidae. Gene Ontology annotation, biological process: nuclear receptor-mediated glucocorticoid signaling pathway; regulation of DNA-templated transcription. The record is from RefSeq and is a predicted model, not a curated record. The transcript is spliced from 10 exons. The coding region runs from base 840 to 3029 and encodes 729 amino acids. Gene Ontology annotation, molecular function: sequence-specific DNA binding; DNA-binding transcription factor activity; zinc ion binding. Gene Ontology annotation, cellular component: nucleus.